CCUCCUCCCCCCUCGCUCACUCCCCCUUCGCUUCCCGUUGGUGGAAGAGAGUUCUUCAAGCUGAAGAUAUUUGCCCAGAGCUUAGCUUGAGCAGCAUCUACCGAACCGCUACCAUUCCUAAUAGUGGUGGGGAAACCAUUCCUAAUAAUACCAUUCAUCCGUUUUAGAAUCUCGGGGUAAUCUCUUCGCAGAAGCGGCUUGUGAUAUGUGGAACGAGCGCGGCGGUGCCGCGUUGGAUCGCCGCUGUGCGUCGUCGCCGUCAUUGCCGUCGUCGCAGUCGUCGCCGUCGCCGUCGUCGUCGUCCCCUGUGGAUUCCUGCUUAAGGCCGAGCCGACGCCACGCGGCGUUCCCUCGUGGCUCGCUCCUCCCCACCACCCCCACCACUCUCAGCGUGUCCGUCGCCUCCUCCUGGUGUAGCAGCAGCAGCAUGCAGCUGAGGGAUCCAGGAGAGCCCUUCCAUUCCGCUGCUGGGUGCAACCGCGCUCUCCCGCCCGUCUCUUCCCCCUCCUCCUCCGCCGCCUCCUCCGCGCACUCGUCUCCUGCUCGCGUAUUCGCCUCACCGCCUGCCACGACGCUAUGAAACGGCUUCUCGACGCGUUGAGCUGAACCUACCGAUCCACCUGCAGAGAACUUUUUCGCCUCGUGAAGCAGAUUCAUGGCCGUCAGGUGUGCUUGAACCGUUUAUCCUCACGCACCGUAACUCUCAAGCUCUCGCUUCCUUGCUCUUCGUCCUCGAGCCUCGUUCCACGGGGAGUUUUCGCAGUCGCGACUCAAAGGCCCCCCUCACUGCCAUCCCUCAGCCAGUUUUCGCCCCUCGGCUCAACCGCUCAGUCGCCAGGAUCGUUCGCUCUGAGACCAACGUUCUUUACGUCGCGCCACGCUUCGCAACUCCCGCUUCUCUUCGUAGACCACUCUCAUCAUCCACUACCCUACUCGUCACCUACUCUCAUCGUUCGAACCUGGUUCUUGGACGGGCCCCCCUGCGUGCUGCUGUCGCCCAUCACCCGCAUCUCCCGCUGACGUCCUCUCGUGGCUCCGGUGUUGACGCGUUUUGAGGCGCCUCAAACCUAGGCUCCCCUGCGUGCUGCUGUCUCCCAUCACCCGCAUCUACCCCUCACGUCCUCUCGUGGUUCCGGUGUUGACGCGCCUUGCGUGGUCGGCCGGCCGUUUGACGCGAGACUGCUCGUCCAGUGAUUCGCCCUCCGAACCGAACCGAACCGAACCGAGCUAUCCAUCUGCCUUGGCGUCCAACAUGGCGAUACCGUCGGACGAGACGGUGGUGGUGCGCAAGGGGCAGGGGCCGCGCGAGGCGUCGGAGAUAACGGUGAACUGCCCGGACAAGGUGGGGCUGGGCUGCGACCUCACGCGCAUCAUGUUCGAGUUCGGGCUCAACGUCGUCAAGGGCGACCUGUCAACGGAUGGCCGGUGGUGCUUCCUGGUGUUCUGGGUGGUGCCGCGCACGCGCUCGAACAAGCCCAUCAAGUGGUCGCUCCUCAAGCACCGCCUCCUCGCCGCCUGCCCCUCCUCCGAACCCGUCUUCUUCUCCCGCCCCUCCCACUCCUCCCCCGCCUCCUCAUCCUCCUCCUCCUCCUCGUCCUCCUCUGCCCAUUCCUACGGUCUUCCCUCGUACGGAAUCACCUCGUCUAGUUCCUACCGCCCUUCGUCGUCGUCCUCCGCUCUUGCGGUGUCGUUAGGUGGGGGUGGUGGUGGUGGCGGGGGGGUGAAUAAGGCGGCUGCGCGUGUGUUCCUGCUGCAGGUGCAAGCUUCAGACAGAUGCGGCCUCUUGAAUGACAUGACGCAGCUGCUGUGGGAGUUGGAGCUGACCAUUCACCGCGUCAACGUGUCAACCAGCCCGGACGGCCAGGCCAUCGACUUCUUCUUCGUCACCGACAACCGCAAGGAACUGCCCGGCAAGCACCGGUCGGAUCAGAUCAUAGAGCGAGUGAGAGACGCCCUGACCCUCUCAGGCCUCAGCAGAGGCGGCGCUAAGGGCCUGCUAGCGUCCUCCGGCGCCCCUGGCACCACAGGCGCAGGGGGAGGGGCAGGAGCAGGGUACGGGGGUAGGGCAGCAGGAGCAGCAACAGGAGCAGCAGCAGGAGGUGCAGGAGGGAAGGGCGGGAGGAGUGGUGUCAGCAGCGGGGCCAUUGCUUCGUCCCUAGCUGCUGCCCCUGCUGCUGUUGCUGGUGUGGGUGGCGGGGGUGGUGGCGGCGGCAGGGACGGCGAGUGUGAGUCAGUGGUGUGUUCCAUAUCGCCCACCACUGGCGCUGACGCGGCAGACAUAGCCGAUCUGAGCCUGGGCGUGUCGGAGUGUAUACCUUACGCAGUGGAAAAGUUUCUACUAGGUGAGUUCAACACCCCCCCUAACAGUCCGCCUCGGAGCUUCUUCUCCAGUGAUGCUGCUGCACGUGCUGCCGCUGCUGGUGGUGGUGCUGCUGCUGGUUCUGCGGCCGGUGCUGGUGUUGCUGGUCGAUUGGGUGUUGCGGGGCAGGGGUCGGUAGGAGCGGGAGGAAGCAUGAGCAGGGGUAUGGGCGUGGGUGGGCCGGGUAGCAGAGGUAGGUCGCAGCUGUCUUGCGAGAUGUCAGCAGCAGCAGCAGCAGCAGCAGCUUCGUCAGCUGCAUCUCCUUCCAUCCCACAGGUCUCAACGGCACCAAGUGGAGCAGCAGCGGAUGGUAUGCGGGCAAUCUCAACAGCAUCAGCAUCAUCGUCAUCGUCAGCAUCUACAGCAUCAUCAGGGUUAACGGCAGCAUCAGUAGCAGGCACGGGGCUAGAGAUUGACUCGUCUGACCUGGCUUUCUCCCCUGUGUUCUCCGAGGGUCUGGGCCCCUCCCAGCGCCCCCCCUCUGUGGCGCGGGUUACUGUGGACAAUGGCAUGUCGCCUGCUCACUCCAUGCUGCAGAUCCAGCUGAAGGACCGCAAGGGGCUGGUGUAUGACUGCCUGCGCACGCUCAGAGAUCUCAACAUGCAGGUGUCAUACGGCCGCAUUGCUACGACGGACGACGGCAUAUGCCAGCUGGACAUGUUCGUAGUGGAUAGCAACGGCAGGAAGGUGGAGGGCGCGGCGCAGCAGGCACUGAUCAGCGCGCGGCUCACAGCGGAGCUUGAGCGGCCACUGCGCAUCGUGGUGGUCACGCGCGGAGGCAAGGGGAGCGUGGUCGGGUCGGUGGAGGGAGGGGAGGUCAAGGAGCGUGCGAGUGGUGGUGCUGCUGGCAGUGGUGGUGGUGGGAAGUUGGGAGGCGGGAUGGGCAUGGGCAUGGGCAUGGGGAUGGGGCUAGGGAUGGGUCUGGCUAUGGGGAUGGUGGGGAUGGGAAGGAGCGCUGCUGCUCCUGCAGCAGCACCGGUUUCUGCAGCAGCUGGGAGGUCUGCAAAAUCAGGGCCAACAGUGGCAGCAGGAGCAGGAGCAGCAGGAGCAGCAGCAGCAGUGGUAGGAGCAGGGGCUGGAGGUGCAGCAGGGGCGUUCUUAUCCCCAUCAUCUGCAUCCUCGUUAAGAGCAGGUUCAGCAGCAGCAGCGUCAGUGGCAGCAGACGAGGCUGCAGAGGCGGAGUUGCUGGUGGCAACGCCAGUGGAGUGCUGUGGGCGGGGCAGGCCACGCGUGCUGUUCGACAUGACGCUCGCCCUCAGGCAGAUCAACGUGCAGGUGUUCAAGGCGGACAUCGCGCGGCAUGAGAUGGGCGGGCGCACAUGGGAGGUGUACCGGCUCAUUCUUCAGGACAAGGGCGGGCAGCCCAUCGCCAAGCUCAAGACGCGCCUCUACAUCGCGGACCAAGUCAGGAACGUGCUCAUGGGGUGAUGGAUGGGCCCAUGGGGUGCUCAUGGGGUGAUGGGGUAGCGUGCUCAUGGGGUGGAUGGGGUAGCGUGCUCAUGGGGUGAUGGGGUAAUGUGCUCAUGGGGUGAUGGGGUAAUGUGCUCAUGGGGUGAUGGGGUCAUGUGCUCAUGGGGUGAUGGGGUAAUGUGCUCAUGGGGUGAUGGGGCGACGGGGUAGCGUGCUCAUGGGUUGGUGGGGUAACGUGCUCAUGGGUUGGUGGGGUAACGUGCUCAUGGGUUGAUGUGCUCAUGUGGUGAUGGGGUGGAUAGGCGCACUGGCAGACAGCAGCAGCCAUGUGCUGUUGCAUGGUUGACCCUGUUGUUCCAUGGCAUGGCAUGGCAUGGGGUGCAGCAGUUCGUUUUUGAGCUGCUAUGCCAUUCCGAACGUGGCAUGGGGUGGGUGACCUGACCAGUACUCAGUGACCUAGCGUGGGCUGGCACGUGGCUUCUGUGCACAGGGUCUCUGAUACUCAGUACAAACACCGGUUCUCUCACUCAUGUUACACGGGUUGCUAAGGGCGAAUCCUAAAAAGUAGGAGCAGAGUCAAUAAUGUUCCUGAUCCUGCUGUUUUGCUAUGCGCACAUCAGCAAUCCUAGAAAACCAUCGCAAGUGAGUUUCGCGCGUGCGAACCUGGAACCUGGAAGCCUCACACGAUCACACGUCUACACUGUCAACUUAUACAUAUGAUGUUAUGUAGAAGUUUGUAGGCUAGAUAGGUGAAUGUUCUUCUUAGUGAGUACAACCCUAACACUAAAUCUCUCUUGUUCUCCCUUGU
This is a messenger RNA of Closterium sp. NIES-67, 4577 nucleotides long. The record is from the annotation of a GenBank genome assembly. NCBI's taxonomy places the organism in Eukaryota, Viridiplantae, Streptophyta, Zygnematophyceae, Desmidiales, Closteriaceae.